GCGCCAGCUGUAUUACCAGGUUUUAAACUUUGCCAUGAUUGUAUCUUCUGCUCUUAUGAUAUGGAAAGGCUUGAUAGUUGUCACUGGGAGCAAAAGCCCUACUGUGGCGGUUCUGAGUGGCAGUAUGGAACCAGCAUUUCAUAGAGGAGACCUUCUGUUUUUAACAAAUUUCCGGGAAGAUCCCAUUAGAGCUGGUGAAAUAGUUGUUUUUAAAGUUGAAGGAAGAGAUAGUCCUAUAGUUCAUAGAGUCAUCAAGGUUCACGAAAAAGACAAUGGAAAUGUCAAAUUUCUGACUAAAGGAGAUAAUAAUGAAGUUGAUGAUAGAGGUUUGUACAAAGAAGGUCAAAACUGGCUACAAAAAAAGGAUGUUGUAGGAAGAGCAAGAGGGUUUUUGCCGUAUGUUGGGAUGGUUACCAUAAUCAUGAAUGAUUAUCCAAAAUUCCAGUAUGCUCUUUUGGCUGUAAUGGGUGCAUAAGUGUUACUGAAAUGUGAAUCCUAAAAUGAGAAGCAAUUCCUGUGACUGGACUGAAAUAGAUUCUAUUGAAAAA
Trichosurus vulpecula (common brushtail) is the source of this 548-nucleotide messenger RNA. RefSeq names its product signal peptidase complex catalytic subunit SEC11C-like. The record is from RefSeq and is a predicted model, not a curated record. NCBI's taxonomy places the organism in Eukaryota, Metazoa, Chordata, Mammalia, Diprotodontia, Phalangeridae. The transcript has a single exon. Gene Ontology annotation, cellular component: membrane; signal peptidase complex. Gene Ontology annotation, molecular function: serine-type endopeptidase activity. Bases 35 to 475 code for a protein of 146 amino acids.